This is a messenger RNA of Mycena citricolor, 1116 nucleotides long. The record is from the annotation of a GenBank genome assembly. Lineage: Eukaryota; Fungi; Basidiomycota; Agaricomycetes; Agaricales; Mycenaceae.
UGCUUCCAGAUUCCAGACAGUGGCGCCACAAAGAAGCGAAAACGCAGCGCAAAGAAGAGCGCAUCUUCAGCAACCGCAGUCUCACAAGACCGAACGUUUGCGGGAAAUUUGACCGAAUGGAACAAUCAAGAAUCCAAAUAUCGUUGUCGAAGCUUUGAUGCGCGGCGCAUCAUCUAUCCAGGCGCCAAUUAUGAGCCGUGGUGGGACAUGCCGCAGUUGAUUGCUCAGGUCAAGGACGCAAUUCAGAUCUUCAACGCCAAAUUCCCUAAUGGCAUCGCCGUUUUCAUAUUCGACUGCUCUUCCGCACAUGAAGCUUAUGCAUCUGACGCGCUUCUGGCUCACAAGAUGAACCGCGGCCCAGGUGGUAAGCAGCCCGUCAUGCGCUCGACUUACAUCCCUGCCACAGGGCAGCCGCAAUCAAUGGUAUUCCCAGUUGAUUACAAGGGUGUCGAUGCCGCCGGAGUUUUGUUGGCAGGUCGUCCAAAGGGAAUGGAGCAAGUUCUGCUCGAACGCGGUCUUCUCAAGGGACUGCAAACCAAACACGGGAAGAGUCUGACUCGCAUCUGCAAGGACUGCAGUCUCUCGCAGGCGGCGCGCGAGAAAGCUCUUAAGGAAGCGAAGUCGCGGGAGGACGAGAUUGAAGGAUCUGGCAUUCCAGCAUCUCGGGCUGACAUUGAUGUGGACGGAGAUUUGGAGCAACGCACAAACUGCUGCAUGCAACGUGUCCUGUCACUCCAGAAGGAUUUCCUUGAGGAGAAGCCACUGCUGCAGCUAAUCAUUGAACAAGCAGGGCACAAAUGUUUCUUCCUGCCCAAGUUCCACUGUGAACUGAAUCCGAUCGAGAUGUAUUGGAGUCAGCUGAAGCGCUGUAAGCUUCCUUUUGACGCAUCAUGGUUCAUCAUCUACAUAUUCAUUUACUUCACAGACUUCCGCGAGUACGCAGAUGGGACUUUCUCAAAGGCACAGAAGCUUGUCAUCGAAGCCUUGGAUAGAAUAACAACUGGGAACGUCCGCAAGUACUUCCGUCAUUGCAACAGAUAUCUCCAUGCCUAUCGGUGCGUGAAGAAGCCUCACCCGGAAGGCAAUGACACCAACAGUCUCUCAGACUUGGCCUGA